AUGUCUGCUUCUCAACAUGCAAAUGCUGCCCUCAAUGCCACCAUGGAAGACAUCCGGCACUUGAUGGUAAGGUCAAUGAAGUUGCAGGUCGGUCAUCUGAAUGCUAUGGUGUUCGCUCAUGAGAUCACCAAAAUAAUUGCAAAAUCAUUACAGGAGCAUGGGGAGGCCUCCACUCCAUUCUCCCUGAUGCUGUUGUCUUGUGCCACUGAGAUCCGUGACCACAGUGACCCUGUGACACGGAAAAUCGUGACACUGCCCGACUGGUCUUCUGUCCGCAUGGACGACCCACAGAUUGCUUCUUACCCGCGAUUCAUCAAGAUCAUUGGCUAUCAACAGCCGGAUCAAGGCUCUCCAGCACCCACUAUUGUGGCUCUUCCCGCACCUCCUACCAUUGCCACCCCUCCACCUGCUGUGAUGGUGCCAUCUCCCAUCCAAGCACCGGCGCCCAUCAAAGCAUCAGUUCUGGCAGAGCCUUGGGAGGACACAGUAAAAUCCUUGAAGAGAAAAGUUGUAAGGUCGAAGAAGUUUGUCAGCGAUGAUGAAAGUGCUGAUGGUGCAGUCAUCAUCGUCAAGCCACCAGGAACAAGUGCACUGGCUGCAAAGAAUGCACCAGCUGAUCAUCUUGAACCUUUGCCUGCUGCCAGCACUGGCAGCACAAUGAGCAUCUUGACUGAUGUUGAUGAGCUCCAGGUAGAUCAACCGAGUCGUGCAGACUCACCAGUCAUAAGGCCCAAUGAUUGGUCUGAUGAUGAUGCCAUAGCCACUACCGAAUGGCCGUCACAACAGCUGCAUCCAUCGACAUGUGUUCAAUGCAUCAAGGAAGAUCGGCCUUAUCUUGUGAGGCUCAGUAGGAAGAUUGGUGAGGUUUGUAAGACCUGUCCUGCCUGCAAGGACAAAAAGGUCAAAUAUGUAAGGCUUAUUCCCGAGGCUGAAGAUGCUUUGCAGGACAUAGUAGCAAAAAAGAAGGCUGCAACCGCAUCUAAAGCAGCAGUUAAGGAGAAGAAGUCCCGAGGCCGGAAACCAGCAAAAUCGACCUCCCAUACACCCGCAAAAAGAUCAAUUAAGGGUACUUCUCCUACCGAGAAUGAUUUGGAGGGUGAUGUUGAGAGCCCAGGAGUACAGCAUCCCCUUGUCGAUGUCGCUGCCAGGGACAAUGAUAUGCAAUUUCCUCUGGAUGAUUUAGGGGUUGAAGCAGACACCCCCUUAAUCGAUCAUCACACUCCUUUGGACCUGGAGGUCCCAGUCCCAUCCGUUCAAUGUGCCCCUACAGAUCCUCCUGCUGAGGAACAAAGUCAUCCAUUUGGUGGGGAUAUUGAAGAUACCACUCACCCACUAACCUUGGUUGAUGCCCCUCCGGCCACUGCAGACCCUGCUCCUGCUCUUGGCAGGAGAAUGGACAACCUUCAGGUGUCCAACAACCAGGCACAGGGUUGGCAUGCGCAAAUGGGUGAGCGGGUAUCAGCAUUGGAGCAGGACUGGGAGAAAAAGUUCACUCUCCUUGAGGCCAAGGUCAGUAACCUGGAGACCAAAACUCUCAACAACUCAAUGAUAUCUGGUAACUUGGCCAGCCUCAUUAACUCCAUCCACCCGCCCAAUAACCCCAACCCCUCCUUUGCGCCUCCUCCCAUCUCCGGCAACAGUACCUCUCCCUAUGGCACCCUCCCCCCAGCUUGGUUCCCUGGGAAUCCUCCAGCACCUGCUUCCGCCGAUGAGCCAUUGGUGUCACAUGUCGGUAGAAGGUACACUCACACUUGGGAUGAGUCACAUGUGUCGCCCGAGACAUCAGACCCAGCUAAUCCAUCAAAUUUGCCUGGUGCUGCUUCGGCAUUACCAUCAGGCACAAGUUCAUCAGUAGUUCCCUCAAUGACCAGUGUCUAUGUACAUAGUAGGAUAAUGUAUGAUAUCUCGGCUGCAAUGGACAGUAUCAAUGCUAUGACACAACCUCGGUAUAUCAUCAUCCGGGAGCAUAUGACCUGA
Suillus fuscotomentosus is the source of this 1977-nucleotide messenger RNA. RefSeq lists its product as uncharacterized. The transcript has 12 exons. The record is from RefSeq and is a predicted model, not a curated record. Bases 1 to 1977 code for a protein of 658 amino acids. NCBI's taxonomy places the organism in Eukaryota, Fungi, Basidiomycota, Agaricomycetes, Boletales, Suillaceae.